AAAUUUCUCCUAAAUUGUAAAUCACACAAGAAGACACGAGAAACAACAAUUAUUCUCCUUUCUUUUUCUUUCGGUUUUAUAACAAGAUUAAAACAACUAUUAUUGUUGUCUCCCUACGAUGGUGAAAGGGGAUCUUGGAAACGCCAUUUUUUUUCUCUUCUCCCUCUUUGCUUGUGUAUUUCGCCAUCGUUCUUCAAGCUGAGAAGAGGAAGCCAUCAGAGCCUGUUGGAGCUAUUUGAGUAGAGCAAGGAAGAACCAUUAUUGCUAAACCAAAUCCUCAGUCCAAACCUAUGGACGAUAAAACAACUGUCUCAUUUGCAAGCUUCGAAGUUGUUCUGUAGAGAGCGAUUUUGAGUAGUAAUGUGAUUAAGAAACCUCUGUCCUGCAGUACUAGUAGUGGUUGCUGGUGGUUGGGUUGUUAUUGUUGCUGCUGAAGUCGACGAGAGAGAAAAUGUGGAGGAGGUUCAUCGAGAUCUUGAGCCUGUAUCGCUCUCAGAUUCAGUAGUAUGAAGAGAGCCGUACCUGUAUUUCUCACUUGCACUGCCGUUGCUAGGGUCUUCUGCCGUCGCCAUUUCCAUUUCCGAACCUUUUUUUGACUUUUCUCCAUGACAACUACCAAGCGUGCUUAUAAGUUACAGGAAUUUGUAGCGCAUUCUUUAAGCGUGAACUGCUUGAAGAUUGGAAGGAAGCCAUCCAGGGUUCUUCUAACCGGGGGAGAAGAUCACAAGGUUAACCUUUGGGCCAUUGGCAAGCCCAAUGCCAUGUUGAGUUUGUCAGGUCAUUCAAGCGGAAUUGAUUCAGUUAGCUUUGAUUCUUCAGAGGUGUUGGUAGCUGCAGGAGCAGCAAGUGGUACUAUCAAGCUUUGGGAUUUAGAGGAGGCCAAGAUUGUUCGCACACUCACUGGACACCGAUCCAACUGUAUAUCAUUGGAUUUUCAUCCCUUUGGUGAGUUCUUUGCAUCUGGAUCUCUAGAUACAAACCUAAAAAUUUGGGAUAUCAGACGCAAAGGGUGUAUCCACACAUACAAAGGUCACAGCAGAGGUGUCAAUGUCAUCAGGUUCACUCCAGAUGGCCGAUGGGUUGUAUCUGGUGGGGAAGACACUACUGUCAAGCUUUGGGAUUUGACUGCAGGAAAGCUUUUACAUGAUUUCAAAUGUCAUGAAGGGCAGAUUCAGUGCAUAGACUUUCACCCCCAUGAGUUUUUACUUGCAACAGGUUCUGCCGACAGAACUGUAAAAUUCUGGGACCUUGAAACUUUUGAGCUCAUAGGUUCAGCUGGACCCGAGACAUCAGGGGUGCGCUGUAUGACCUUCAAUCCUGAUGGAAGAACCCUUCUCUGUGGUUUGCAUGAGAGUUUGAAGGUUUGCUCGUGGGAACCAAUAAGAUGUCAUGAUACAGUUGAUGUUGGAUGGUCUCGAUUGUCGGAUCUUAAUAUUCAUGACGGGAAACUCCUUGGCUGCUCUUACAACCAAAGUUGUGUUGGAGUGUGGGUUGUGGAUAUUUCGCGGCUUGAACCAUAUGCAAUGGGUACUACUCGAUUAAAUGGUCAUUCUGAUGUAAAAUCAAAUUCAAGUGUGAAUUUAUCCAAUCUGGCCGAGGAUGCUAGCAAAGCAGAUGCUAGCAAAGCCAAUUUGGGUAGACUCUCAAUUUCUCAAAAUUCUGACACUGUUAAAGAGACCAAAUCUUUUGGAAGACUUUCAAUAUCACAAAACUUGGAUCAUCAAAGGGAUUCUAGGACUCUUACUACUACUGCAAAUGCACCUGGCACUCCUCAAAGAAUAAAUCUGAGUGUUAGCUCGAAAGCACCUCCAAUUAGUACAACAGCAGUUCCUAAUACAACUGGUCUAAAGAGGAAUCCAGCUAAAACCCAAUCAGCAGCUAAUUCUUCCAUAGCCAAUAGGUCAGAGGUCCUACCUGUUAUUGUGCCAAGAAAUAAUGAUAGAAUGGAGCAAGCAUCUGAAUCCAGGAAAGAAGGAAUCGCAACAAGGGCAAUGCAGCAGUCAUUGCAGACAAAAGUCUCUGAUUUACGGAAGUUUCCAAUGCUCAAGGAAGACCAUGGGGGGUCAAAUGCAGAAUCAGAGUCUGAUAUUGAAGUCCCCAAGGCUAUUGAAUUCAGUAGUGUAGCAGACAAGAAUGAUUUCCCUUCAGUUAAAUGCUCAAUUCUCGGAGCUGCAGGAAUUGAGAGGAAUGUGGAGGAUGACAAGAGUUUUGUCUCAACAAAACCUGAAGCACUUUUAGGACCUGAGUUGCUUUCCAGAAACAACAAUGAAAAUUAUGAAGCACGCGGAAAUGUUGUUAGGAGUGUUAAUCCCGUGGAAGGUCAAAGAAGAGCAAGGACACGGUCUAUUGUUGCAACUUGGGAGAAGAGAGAGAAAAUUCAAUAUCAGGAGUAUAUUGCUCCCAGUAAUGUUGUUGAGACAGUACCUGCUCUGAAAAUGAUACAUAUCAACUUGAGAGGGUGUCCUUCAUCAGCUGAAAGUGUAACAGUUUCUGCUACAGAUGCGGAUGCCAUCGCUGACUUGAUGGAACAGCAUGACCAAUUUGUUGACUCAAUGCAAUCUCGUUUGGCCAAAUUACAGGUUGUCUAUCAGUACUGGCAAAGACAUGACAUUAAAGGGGCACUUAGUGCAACGGAGAAGAUGGCAGAUCCUGCUGUGCUUGCUGAUGUAAUAAGCUUUUUAACAGAGAAAAAUGACAUUAUUACCUUAGAGAUUUGCACAUGCCUUCUACCACUCCUUGUGGGGUUGCUUGAGAGCAACGUGCAUAGGCAUCAAGACACUUCAUUGAAUAUGCUGCUCAAACUUGUUAAAGUAUUUGGUUCAGUGAUUUAUUCUUCAAUGUCUGCGCCAGCAUCAGUGUGGGUUGAUAUUGAGGCAGAGCAAAGGAUGGAGCGCUACAACCUUUGCUUUGUUGAGCUUGAAAAAGUAAAAAAUUGGCUGCCCGCUCUUACUAGGAGGGGAGGGUCCAUUGCCAAAUCUGCUCAGGAGCUGAGUCUAGCACUUCAAGAUGUUUCGUGACUUAAAUGCAGUAUUGCAUGGAUUAGUAAGAGUUAUACUUUGGGCAGUAAUGGUGAUGUUUGUAUGGAGCGGCUUUUGGAGGUCUGGAGUUGCCUGUGCUGAUACCUUGCAGAGCAUCAUAUUCCUGCCAAGAUGAAAACAUUGACAACUCAAUUCUCUUAUUAACUGAUUACUGAGAUCUAGGGGACAACGUGAUCUACACUGCUGCUGCUCCAAAUAUUUUGCGAUUUUGAAUGUGCAUUGUGGAGGAUCCAUCGUAUUUAUUCUUAUAUAACCCUGAAUACCUGACAUGUUUAUUUGUAAUUGUAGGUAAAAUCCAUGUAUCCAUAUGAUUAUUUCUGUAUCAAUAGUAGGGUGAAAUCUAGAAAAUCUGGUCAGCCUGACAAUUCGACAUAUAGCAUUUCUGACCAGUAAUCUAGGGCAUGACACAAAGGGUGGUGUGAAAUCCACGUGACAACUAUGUUGUAUUUGAAAAAAGUAAGAUUGCAAAUUGCAUUUCUUGGUGUUGGUUA
Molecule: messenger RNA, 3529 nt
Organism: Capsicum annuum
Lineage: Eukaryota; Viridiplantae; Streptophyta; Magnoliopsida; Solanales; Solanaceae
Product: katanin p80 WD40 repeat-containing subunit B1 homolog KTN80.4
Exons: 18
Coding region: 606-3017 (803 amino acids)
Biological process (GO): microtubule depolymerization; microtubule severing
Cellular component (GO): katanin complex
Molecular function (GO): microtubule binding
Source: RefSeq, a predicted model, not a curated record